Andrographis paniculata is the source of this 1623-nucleotide messenger RNA. RefSeq lists its product as uncharacterized. The coding region runs from base 1 to 1623 and encodes 540 amino acids. The record is from RefSeq and is a predicted model, not a curated record. The transcript is spliced from 10 exons. NCBI's taxonomy places the organism in Eukaryota, Viridiplantae, Streptophyta, Magnoliopsida, Lamiales, Acanthaceae.
AUGGUAUUUACUUACAGGCCGGGGAAGGAGUACAAAUCGGUAAUUAGCCGCUUUGCAUUACCAUUUUUCCACAACGAGGUGGAGAAACUCAAGCAACAGAUGUUGGACGAACACAUCAAAGCUAUCAAAAUGACUCCAUUCGGAUAUUUUUUGGACUGCCCGAAGAUGAAGCUUGGUUCAACGAAAGAGUCCCAACCUUGGACAAGCAAGGUGCCUACCAAAGAUAUUCAGAACUUUUAUCGAAUAGACACUGAAAAGAAGUUUGUUCGUGCAAUCUGCGAUGCUUUGGAGGAAGCAGCUCAAAAAAUUGCGGUAUUGAAGGUGGAGCUACGGAAAAAAGAUGUUGCAAUUGCGAAACUUACUCGUAAACUGCAAAGAGCUAGAUUUAGUGUUGUCGAAGAGAACAGUGAAGCUGAGUGCGAGGAUGAGAGUGAUGGCGAAGAUGAGGGUGAUGCAGAGUAUGGGGAGGAGACAACAGACCGGAUGGAUGUGGAGACAAAGAAGAAACAAUUGCAGGAGGAUGAGGAAGAUCAGACAGAUAAGGACUCGAAGGAAGAGAAGCACGGUGAGGAGGAAAAGAAGAAGGCCGACGGGGAGGAGAAACAGGGUGAGGAGGAGGAGCAACAAACUGAGGAGAAUGAGAGUCAGGCUGAUGAGAACCUCAACGAGACAGUGGAAGAGCGAAUCAAUACCGAGCGACGAAGCAAAAACAAAAUGGACACUUUUUUUGCCCAAAUUGAUCCUAUAAACGAGUCGGAUGAUGAAGGGGUUGGUAGCCUACAAGAAUUUAACCAACUAAUGCCGGCCGAUGAGUCCGACAGUGAGACUUGUAGCAGGGCCUCAGAUCCAUCAAUCAUACGUGCUGUAAUGGCACGUAAGGAUCGGAAGAGAAAGAAAAAGCCUGAAUUUAUGACACCCGUAUCAACAUCGCGAAUUAAGAAAGCCAGAAAAACUGGGAGGGCCAAAGGAAAGUCAGUGGCUAACGUCAUAGAUCAGCAGGGGACCUUAUCUGAGGAUGAGACGAACACUAUUGAACAAUUUCUCGCGUCAUUCACCGUCUGGGACAAUGUAUGGCAGCAGGGCGUCGUGUUCGUCUCGUCUGAUGCGGUGCUAGAACUACUAUUCGACCAAACUGUGAAAGGCGAAGUGAUCGACGCGUACCUAUAUCAUUUAUGCAGCAGUGAAUACCAGCUCCAGCACAAUCUGCAGAAGGCCGUGAACCAUCGCUAUCACAACCAAGCAGGGAGAUCGCUGGAAUCAUGGACAAAAUCCGAUAUGGGUGCCGGUAUAUAUUUCUACCGGUACACACCCGGUUCCACUGGCAUCUCUGCAUAUUGGAUACCGUCAAUCACGUUGUACUGGAGUACACAAUUUUUAUCGUUGUACAUGAACGCUGCACAACUAUGGCCUAUGCUGAGCGACAUGCCCGAAUACAUUAAAUGUCGACAUCAGGGUGACACGCUGGACUCCGGACCUUUAGUCUGCAAGUUCGUAGAGUGUUAUGCGCGGGCGGGUCCGGAUGUCAAUCUCGUGGACGUCCUUGGCGAGGACUUCGGCGAUGUGAAUAGCUACUGGGGCACGAUUGCGGCGAGGAUAUUGAAAGGUCCUCCAUCUGAUUCGUAG